AUGACUGCUGCUCAGACUUCCACAGCUGGCACAAGCGGAGGCAAUGAUCAGCCAAGACCUGGAGCUGCGAACAAUGUGGGCAGAAACGACAAUAAGAGGAAAAAGGAGAUUUUCAAGGGAGAUAUUGAAGAGAUGGGUGGUGCGGUGCUCCAGUUUCCAGACGAAAGGAAUCGAGGAUCCGCCGCCCAAUAUGAACGAUUUUACAUGGCGUUGAAGGACUACAUUGGCCAAGAGGUUUCUGUGGGUGCUGCCAAGCUAUGGGCCAAGACCUACGUGAAGGAGAUGGACCCAUCAUGGGAAUCUCCAGUCUUCAUCAAGCCUACAACCAACAAGAAUUAUGUGAAGGCUUUGCUACUCUAUGAGUCUGAAAAGCAGCCUACGCCAAACACAUUGGAGCUACUUGGCCUCCUGCCAAGCUGGAGAUCUGGAGCACCAUCAUGGCCCAGUGUUCUCAUAAGCUACAAGCCCAUCUACAGCAGUUACCCCACGAUUGCAUUGCGCUACUUGAAAAUGCGAAUGUUCUAUGUGGAGGAGGCAACCUAUCGGCUUUCCAGCCCCAAGCAAGAGCGGAGGCACUCCCCUAGACCUAGAGUAAUACAAGCAGCUCAACGGCACACUGGACAACUACUACAACGAAUUCAAGGCACGGUACGCUACAUUUAA
Molecule: messenger RNA, 663 nt
Organism: Cylindrotheca closterium
Lineage: Eukaryota; Bacillariophyta; Bacillariophyceae; Bacillariales; Bacillariaceae
Source: the annotation of a GenBank genome assembly